Messenger RNA from Adineta ricciae, 1131 nucleotides. The record is from the annotation of a GenBank genome assembly. NCBI's taxonomy places the organism in Eukaryota, Metazoa, Rotifera, Eurotatoria, Adinetida, Adinetidae.
AUGACAACGAACGAUAUACUGCCGGGUGACAAUGCCUACGAUGAAGUUAUUUACGAACGAGACCUGGCUCGAUCAGUUCCCUUAGAUAACUAUGUAGAAAUGUAUCCAUCGGAUCCAAAUGGAUAUAUAGGUACAUCCAAGAAUGGAACAUACAAUAUCGUUUCGAAAGAUUACGGAGAUCAUCAAGUGAAUUAUUAUGUUCCAAGAGAAUAUGGAGAUGAAUUUGGCAUACAACAAUUGGAAGAAAUGUCACUUGUCAAUGAUCAACCAUAUCGGAAUUCUGCAGGAUAUAUUCCACGACGAAUGUACCAACCGUAUGAUGAGUUUGAUCCGAAUAAUGGAGUUGAAUAUGUCGAAGAAGUACCAAUGAUGAUGACGCCGCGUACAAUGGUUAACGUAUCACCAAGACGACAAAGGCAACCACAAGUCAUUAGACAAGUUUAUGAGCCGACAUUACCAAUACCAACCGAAACAGUUGAAUAUGUAUACGAAACACAACCACCACCUAUCAUUGAAGAAGAAACAGAAUACAUCAUUGAACAACCUGUGUAUGUCGAAGCGCCUCAACCUACUCCACGCACUGUUAUUAUUAAACAGCCACCACCACCACCUCCGCCACCUGUACAACGAACUAUCAUCAUCAAAGAGCCUCCUCCGCCCGCUUCACCACCUGUACACACGGUCAUCGUUCAAGAACCUCCUCCACCUCCACCUCCGCCUGCACCUGCACCUGUUCAGUCACCUCGUCGUAAGGUUCUGGUCGCACGAACACCUCCUCCUGAAUCUCCUCUGCCGCCUCGACGAACAAUGGUUGUAUCGAGAUCCCCAUCUCCAGAUCCGGCUAAAUCUUCACGUCGCUCGCUUGUCUUUCCAAAAUCGCCACCCAUUCCGACUUUGAGAAAUGCGAGUCGACGCACUGAAGUAGUUGAAACAUAUUCGUCUCGCACUGCACGAACAAAUCAACCACUACAUGAACAACCACUUUCACUAAUGGAAGUUGUCGCACAGAAUCGAGCCAACCGACGCGGAAAAGUACCCAAACCACGACGUGAAGUUUCUGAAGAUAAAUUAUAUGAUCUUCCCACUUAUCACAAGAACAUCAUUAAAAAUGGUUUUAUGGUUCAUAAAUAA